Molecule: messenger RNA, 1186 nt
Organism: Girardinichthys multiradiatus
Lineage: Eukaryota; Metazoa; Chordata; Actinopteri; Cyprinodontiformes; Goodeidae
Gene: scpp1
Product: secretory calcium-binding phosphoprotein 1
Exons: 9
Coding region: 160-981 (273 amino acids)
Biological process (GO): cell adhesion; ossification
Source: RefSeq, a predicted model, not a curated record
UGGGGUGUUGUAGCAUUUCCAUACAUCGUGGAUCAACAGCCAGCUUAGCUAAAAAGCUCAGAACAGGCAUUGGAUUUUACUUAUUGCCAUUGUCUUCACUGUACCUGGGCCGCUGCUGAUUUCUCCUAUUCGGACUACUUUAUCUGAGGGAUAGAAAGAAUGAAGGUUAUCAUUAUGACAUUUUUCCUUAUUGGAGCAGCUUUUGCUAACCCAAUUUUACACAACAGUUUGGUAUCAACUGAAUCUGAAUCAAACUCUACUGAAAGUUUGUCCAUUUUAGAAUCUUCUGAAAAUAACACAUCAGAGCUUCAGAGCUCUGAGGAAAGCACCUCCAAUCAGAGUUCAGAGUCUGAAUCAGCAGAAUCUACUUCAGAGGACAAAACCUCCGAGGAGAGUGACAGUCAAUCAGAUGAGAAUGAUGGGAUGGACUCUAUGGAUGAAACCAAAGAUAAUAGCAUGGGCAGUGAGGAGAAUGUUCGAAAGCAGAAUUGGGUGAAAGUGUUUGCGAGUGUUGUCAAAGGAGUGAGUGCAGAGGACAACACAAGCACGGAGGUCAAAGGUCACCUAGAAUCCCUCAGCAAUGAGCUGAGCGAUAAACAGCAGACUGACACCAAGACAGUUCAGAUCCGCACCAACCAGCCACUGUUGGAACAGUCCACCGACAGCAGCGACACCAGUGACAGCGGCGAUGUUACGACUGCUGCGAGCGACAGCUCUGACAGUACCAGCAGCGAAAGCCAAGAGAGCCAGGAGACAAGUGACAGCAAUGACAGCAGCGCUGCCAGCAAGAGCACGGAAGACAGUAAUGCCAGUGACAGCGCCGAACUGGAACAAGUCAGGGCCAAAGACUGUGUGAACAGUAUGCAGAGCUGUGAAAGUGAGGAGUAUUUUCUGCAGAGUAUAGGAGACGACGCCCAUUCCCCAGGGGAGCAUAUGAUGGUGCCAGACGAGGAUGACAGAGAGCUGAGGCUCAGAAGAUGAUGAAAUGCAACCUUUAUGUUGUCAUAUCUGAGUUUUAUUUAAUGACCAGCUUAAAGACUAACGAAUGUUCUCCUCUGAACAUUGAUUCUGGCCAAAUGCUACCAGCCGCUGAUUCACUCUUAUAUGUGAAAAUUACUGUGACAAUAUAACCUACACAUGUACUUUGCUUUAAUAUGUCAAAAAUAAAAUUUAUAUUACCAUUGUA